AUGUAUGACCUCCGUGAUUCGCUGCUCAGCCCCUCGCCGCGAGGCACCUCUCACCUCACCAUAUUGGAAUCUUUUCGGAUAAACCAAGAGGACAUUCGUCAGUGUAUCGCCCGGGGAGAAUCCAAAGAGAUUCGAGACGUGGCCUUCGGUAACCGAACUUGGGUCAUCAACUCCCGAUACUGCGAAAACGGAGAUGGUGCGGAUUCCCUCGAAGAGUACGUUCAUUCCAUGUGGUAUAUGUACUACCAGCUCGGCCGGAAUAUCUCGCACGAAGCGCCCGACCACGAGGGUAUUGUCCUCGACAUCGUCCGAAUUCAAGGAAUGGGACCGUUGACUCGGCCCGUACGAGGAAAUUACGGCCUUGAUAUCGCACGAACUGCCGAAGGCAUACUAUGGAAUGAUCUACCCUUUCUGGCCACCGACAUGACCGCCUUCUGGAACAGCGACUUCCCGACGAUGUCGGGUGAACACCGACUCAACUUUGCGACUUUCCUAGCUAGGCUAGCAUCGACUCGUGUCGGUAAGGACAGAGUAUGCCAGAUUGCCCUCAUUCUAUUCCGCAAUCUGUUCGAGGAGAGACAGGAACUGCGCACCGGGGAGGUCUCAGACGAGGAAGAUCCGAAACGACGCAUGCAUCAGCUUGAAAUCUUUCAGUUGUUGCCAGCUGCUAUGGCCUGGGUCCUUCAUGCAGGCUACAAUAUUGCUUUACUCUCAGAGGUUUAUUGGAACGAUUGCCCUAGCAACAUCAGCAAGGGUGGCGAGAAGUUCAUCAAGUCAAACUUUGGGCAGCGAUCACCCUUUGGAUUCUCGCCCUGGAGAUAUAUGUACUGGCUUAAACGACUCCAUGAGAUCCAAGAGGAGGCUGAACAGGCCGAGGAGAGACGUUUAGAAGAGUACGCCUCCGUCGCCAUUGAUUAUAUGGUCGGCAAGGUCAAGGAACGAAACUCCGAAAUUUUAAGGGCAUACCAGAACGGUGGAGAUGCCUUGCAUGAGGACAAACAUUUGAUUUGCCUGAAGAAUCUUCUGGACAGUGAAGCUUCAGAGCAUGAAGCCACAGGGAAUGAAGCUACUGAAGAUGACUCGAAGCAUGGCGCAAAAUAA
This is a messenger RNA of Penicillium soppii, 1101 nucleotides long. Its product is annotated as DUF3632 domain-containing protein. Lineage: Eukaryota; Fungi; Ascomycota; Eurotiomycetes; Eurotiales; Aspergillaceae. Bases 1 to 1101 code for a protein of 366 amino acids. The record is from RefSeq and is a predicted model, not a curated record. The transcript has a single exon.